AUGGUGUGUGUGUCGGAACUUGUUUUUCGCGUGCUCGUUAAUCCAUUGCACCGAAAAGUCGCACUUGUUGCAAAGCAAGCGAACAAGAUGCCGGAGGCAGUAAAGAUCGACAUUUCCAUGGAGGUCACAGAGCAGGAAUACCGAAAGAUUUCCUCGCGGCCGCAUUUAAAGCAUAAUGACAUGACAGCUGAGGUGUGCACAGAAACCCUCGAGAUCAUCACGAUGGCGUGUGACAAGCACGUGCCCUUAAAAAAUUACGAAGCGGCAGCACAACUUAUCAAGCAGAGUAUGGACAAGAAAUUUGGGUCUUCGUGGCACUGCUUCAUUGGUGAAGGCUACGGCUUUGACGUAAGCUACCAGCAGCGACACAUGUUGUACAUGUAUGUGGGUGAGAUCGGUGUGCUUGUUUAUAAGUGCUGA
This is a messenger RNA of Plasmopara halstedii, 420 nucleotides long. RefSeq names its product dynein light chain axonemal-like. The record is from RefSeq and is a predicted model, not a curated record. The transcript has 3 exons. Gene Ontology annotation, biological process: microtubule-based process. NCBI's taxonomy places the organism in Eukaryota, Oomycota, Peronosporomycetes, Peronosporales, Peronosporaceae. Gene Ontology annotation, cellular component: dynein complex. Gene Ontology annotation, molecular function: dynein intermediate chain binding; dynein light intermediate chain binding. The coding region runs from base 1 to 420 and encodes 139 amino acids.